GAGGGGAGGAGCAGCUGAAAACGAAAGUGUUGAGUGGAGUCAGACAUCAUUUUAACUGGGCAAAGCAGGAGGAAAACGGGAAAGUGCUUCAUGUGAGUUCGUAUAAUUUGACCUCAGUUUUCUCUCAUUUAUUAAAAAUACAUUACAUUUAUUAACACAACUCCGCUGUGAGCAGUUUAAAAAGGUGCCGCUCCCAAGUUGAUCCCUGUGAGCAGUGUCUGUGGGAGGAAGCUCCAGGCUCAGUCGGAGGGAAGAGUUGGUUCAUCCAGCAGCACAACUUCUCUUCAACCAGAUUUAAACCCUUUUUUACAGGUUUCAAUAUUUUUGAGAAUUCAUAUUAUUUUUUAUAACCGCGUGCACUCCGCAGGAGCAACUCUGAUUGGCAGGCUCCGUCCGUCACGUAUUUCCGGUCAUGGUCGUGGCUCCGAUGCUUCACUAUACAGAGCUGUUUAAAAACGUGUAACGCCACACCAUACACACUCAUGUUAAAAUAGUGAAGAUAAUGAGGCGCAAAAUAUUUAGAUUGCAAUUGCCAUUUUAUUUUAUAUUCUUAUUUGCCACAUUACAGUGUACGACACAAGCAAAAAUAUUGCAGCGUUCGCGGCCCGACAGCGCGGGGGCUGGCUAGCGGAAUGAUGAUGAGGACAGAGGGGCUGACGUUUCACCGGGGACCCGGGCUUCAGGACCCUCUUCAACAGGCUCACCCGGGGUUGGAGCAGAGCCCGAAGUAACAAAUGUUGGAGCUUCACCUCUCAGACCAGAGAAGAUGAGUGAUUUCGUGGAAGACGAGGACAGAGCAGAGUCUCCAGUGUUCAGCUGUGAGUCUAUGAAGAGUGACCGGUCCAAACCUCAUCCUCCAAACUUCAGUACUGAACCUGGACCCUCACACUCUGAACAAAGAUCAGAGUCUCCAGUGUUCAGCUGUGUGUCGUUGAAGAGUGACUGUUCCAAAUAUGAACCUCUAAACUUCAGUACUGAACAUGGACGAUCACACUCUGAAGAGAAGAGGAGUCAUGUUUCUGAGGAGAAGCUGCCGUCCAGCUGUGCUUCUUGUCAGGACGUCCUGAAGGAUCCAGUCUCCACCAACUGUGGACACUGGCUCUGCAGACGCUGCAUCACGUCAUACUGGGACCAGUCGGGUUCACCAGGAGAGUCCUCCUGUCCCCAGUGUGGAAAAAGAUCCAGAACAGGACCUGGCGCUCAAACAGCAGCAGAUGGUUGUCUUCAGCAGGUUUUAGAUGAACAUAAGAUCAGUUUGAAGAGGAGAUGUGAACGUGUGACUGAAGGAAGUGAUGACAGAGGAAGUGAAACCCUCCUCAACAGGAUCUUCACUGAGCUCUACAUCACAGAGGGACAGAGUGAACAGGUCAAUACCCAACAUGAGGUGAGGCAGCUCGAGACAACUUCCAAGAUGGAGACCCUCUAUGAAACUCCCAUCAAGUGCCACGACAUCUUUAAAGCCAGACCUGACCAGCAGAGACACAUCAGAGUCGUCCUGACAAACGGCGUCGCUGGCGUUGGAAAAACCUUCUCAGUGCAGAAGUUCACUCUGGACUGGGCCGAGGGUUUGGAAAACCAAGACGUCAGUCUGCUGAUUCUGCUUUCGUUCAGGGAGCUGAACCUGAUCAGAGACCAGCAGCACAGUCUUCUCACGCUGCUCCAUGUCUUCCAUCCAUCAUUACAGAAGGUCACAGCGGAGAAGCUCGGUGUCUGUAGACUGUUGUUCAUCUUUGACGGCCUGGAUGAAAGCAGACUUUCUCUGCAUUUCAACCACAGGGAGGUUGUGUCUGAUGUCACACAGAGCUCAUCAGUCAACGAGCUGCUGACGAACCUCAUCCAGGGGAAUCUGCUUCCCUCCGCUCUCAUCUGGAUAACUUCCCGACCUGCGGCGGCCAAUCAGAUCCCUCCUACUUGUGUUGACAGGGUGACAGAGGUACGAGGCUUCACCGACGCCCAGAAGGAGGAGUAUUUCAGGAGAAGGUUCAGUGAUGAAGAGCUGUCCAGCAGAAUCAUCUCACACGUGAAGACGUCCAGGAGCCUCCACAUCAUGUGUCAAAUCCCAGUCUUCUGCUGGAUCAGUGCUACAGUUCUGGAGCACAUGUUGCGCACAGACCAGAGAGAAGAGCUGCCCAAGACCCUGACUGACCUGUACUCACACUUCCUGCUGGUUCAGACAGAGAGGAAGAAGAACAAGUAUCAUAAGGGAUGUGAGACGAGUCCACAGGAGCUGACGGAGGCUGACAGGGAAGUUCUCCUGAAGCUGGGGAGGCUGGCGUUUGAACAUCUGGAGACAGGAAACAUCAUGUUCUACCAAGAAGACCUGGAGCGCUGUGGUCUUGACGUCACAGAGGCCUCAGUGUACUCAGGAGUUUGUACUGAGAUCUUCAGAACGGAGUGUGUGAUCUUCCAGAAAACCGUCUACUGCUUUGUUCAUCUGAGCGUUCAGGAGUUCCUGGCUGCAGUCUACAUGUUCCACUGUUACACCAACAGAAACACAAAAGUACUGGACGACUUCCUGGGAAAAAAUUGGAACAACACCCGUGACCCUCCUAUGGAAGACUUCCUGAAGACAACCAUGAAGAAAUCCCUUGAAAGUCAAAAUGGCCACCUGGAUCUGUUCGUGCGCUUCCUUCACGGCCUCUGUCUGGAGUCCAACCAGAGACUUUUAAAAAGUCUGCUGGGUCGGACAGAGAACGAUCAAGAAAUAAUUCGGAGAGUCAUCGACAACAUGAAGAGGAUGAGGAUUUAUGAAAUCUCUCCUGACAGAAGCAUCAACAUCUUCCACUGUCUGAUGGAGAUGAACGACCUCUCAGUACAUCAGGAGAUCCAAGAGUUCCUCGAGUCAGAGAACAGAUCAGAGAAGGAACUCUCUGAGAUCCACUGUUCUGCUCUUGCCUACAUGCUGCAGAUGUCAGAAGAGGUUCUGGAUGAGUUGGACCUGGAGAAGUACAACACAUCAGAUGAGGGACGGCAGAGACUGAUCCCAGCUGUGAGGAACUGCAGAAAGGCUCAAUUUAAUGGCCGUCGACUCUCAGAGACUCACUGUGAAGUCGUGGCCUCAGCUCUGAAGUCCAACCCCUCCCACCUGAGAGAACUAGACCUGAGUUUAAACUACCUGCAGGAUUCAGGAGUGAAGGUUUUGUCUGCUGGACUGGAGAGUCCACAUUGUAGACUGGAGACUCUGAGGUUGAAUUCCUGCAGUUUGUCAGAAAUCAGCUGUUCUUCUCUGGCCUCAGCUCUGAAGUCCAACCCCUCCCAACUGAAACAACUAGAGCUGAGCCGCAACAAGCUGCAGGAUUCAGGAGUGAAGGAGCUUUGUGGUUUUCUGGAGAGUCCACACUGUCGACUGGAGACUCUGAGGUUGAGGAGCUGCAGUUUGUCAGAGAUCAGCUGUUCUUCUCUGGCCUCAGCUCUGAAGUCCAACCCCUCCCACCUGACAGAACUGGAGCUGAGCUACAACGAGCUGCAGGAUUCGGGAGUGAAGGAGCUGUGUGGUCUUCUGGAGAGUCCACACUGUCGACUGGAGACUCUGAGGUUGAGUUGCUGCAGGUUGUCAGAGAUCAGCUGUUCUUCUCUGGCCUCGGCUCUCAAAUCCAACUCCUCCCACUUGAGACAACUGGACCUGGGGGGAAACAAGCUGCAGAACUCAGACCUGAAGAAGCUGCAGGAUCUUGUCCAGAGAGUCGAGGGUUGAGACUGGAGCCAGUGAGGUGGCGCUCUAGUGUAACGUGUGUUCACCUGGGAGGCGGGGGAGUAGAACAUCCCAGUCGACGAUGGAACGUUUCUUCUUUGCUGUGCUGAAUGUAAUCGCUCUUCAACCCUGUAAACAGAAGCAGGUCUUGUUUUUCCUUUUUCCACUUAAAUGAGCAAUAAGUUAGAGUCUAAUGUUAAAAGUCAAAUAGUGUCUGCAGUGUCUCAGUGAGAAACGUGUGAACUACAUCUUUGGCCAGAUAUAUAUGGUCAGAUAUAAACCUCAGCGGAAGUUAACCUGGGUUUAAUAAGUGGAGGAUUAUUACCCUUAUAACAGGGUUAAAUUUGACCUAUAAAGAAGAUUGAACAGAACACAAGUCUCACAUGGGCUUCAGGAAAUGAUUGACGAAAGUUGGACCAGUUUGAUAUUCAUGAGAAGUGACGCAUGAAUGUGACACAUGAAAACGCGUCUACUUUACCAUUACGACCGCUUCUUACAUUGAACAGAAAUCAUAUUUAAGUAACUUUAAAAACACAAAUCAGAAAAAUCUAAAGAUGUUUCAUGUCACGUUAUUUGUACGAUUUAUGAAGCAAAAAUGAAUCACGAUGAAGAUGAACCAAUAAAUGAAUAAAUGUCAAUAAUCAAACGCCGAUUGUUUGUCAUCACAAGUUGUUCUUUACAUUUUAUUUCAAAUUAAAAAUCACACUGUUACCGCCGGCGCCGACCUCUGCCCCCCAUUUUGUAUGCAUAACCUCUUUGGCCUGUCAAGCAGGGUGCCCCUCCCACUUCUGGCCUGGAGGAUCCGGAUUGGAGCGGCACUUCAAAACAGUCCACCAAUCACCAAGGAGCAAUUUGUGGAGGAGGCUACAAAUCUCCCCACAGCUUGUCAGUCGGGGCGGCUGGGAUUUCACUUGACCAGCGCGCCACUGUGGCUCUCGAUUUUGUGAAAUUCUGAAACGAGGCACGUGAAACUUAUCUGAGGCCUGGGCCAGGUUUUAGUUAACUAUAGAUCAGACCACUCACACCUGCAGAAUCCCUUUGUUAUCCUUCAUUAGGUGCCGGAGUGCUGUUCCUGACGUGUUGUGUUUUGUUUCACGGUAACUAAGGGGUUUUAGUUUCAUUUUGUUUUUCUGUUAGUGGUAACAGGGACUCACUGUUACGAGUCCUCCUGUUGUUGAAGUUGUUUGUUUGAUUUGAGCAGCCCUCACUGGCCCAUUUUCCGUUUCCAGUUUGUCUCUUUUGUUCUGGUUUUGAUAACAAUCCCGUUUUCGUACAAAUAAAUAACUCAUUUACCAAAUA
Messenger RNA from Scophthalmus maximus (turbot), 4990 nucleotides. Its product is annotated as NLR family CARD domain-containing protein 3. The record is from RefSeq and is a predicted model, not a curated record. Lineage: Eukaryota; Metazoa; Chordata; Actinopteri; Pleuronectiformes; Scophthalmidae. Bases 767 to 3694 code for a protein of 975 amino acids. The transcript has 10 exons. Gene Ontology annotation, molecular function: protein binding.